GCUUUUACUUUGGGAGCUUUGAGAGCUCAGAGACUGCACAUACUCCACAGAUCCAAAACAUGAAUCAUAUUGUCCUAUUUGGUUUUACAGUUACGUUGCUAGUAACAUUUGUAACCUCAGCAAGGUAUCCUUACCAGCAAGUCUUGCAGCACAGCCGCAUCAGAGGCAGACAACAUGGCCCUAAUGUAUGUGCUGUGCAGAAACUUAUUGGAACCAACAAACAAUACUAUACCAACUGCAAACAGUGGUAUCAGAGGAAGAUUUGUGGCAAAUCUACCAUAAUUUCGUAUGAAUGCUGUCCAGGAUAUGAAAAGGUUCCAGGAGAAAAAGGAUGCCCAGCUGCACUUCCUCUAUCAAAUAUUUAUGAAACUCUGGGACUUGUUGGCGCAGCAACCACACAACUGUAUUCCGACAGAGCCAACCUAAGAACAGAAAUUGAAGGACCGGGAAGUUUUACUAUCUUUGCACCAAGCAAUGAAGCAUGGGCUGCUUUGCCUGCUGAAAUAUUAGAUGCUUUAGUGAGCAAUGUUAACAUUGAGCUUCUUAAUGCUCUGCGCUAUCAUAUGGUCAACAAACGUCUUCUAACAGAUGAACUAAAGCACGGAAUUACUAUACCAUCAAUGUACCAAGAUUUGGACAUUCAUGUACACCACUAUCCUAAUGGAAUUGUUACUGUAAACUGUGCAAGGCUCAUCAAAGCAGACCAUCAUGCCACUAACGGUGUAGUUCAUGUCAUUGAUAAAGUGAUCACAGCUGUUACAAACAACAUUGACCAAGUUGUUGAUACUGAGGAAAGCCUGGAAACAUUACGAGCUGCUAUAGCUGCUUCAGGACUUAAUACUCUUUUAGAGAGCGAUGACAGACAGUACACAUUAUUGGCUCCCACAAAUGAAGCAUUUGAAAAGAUCCCACAGGAAACUCUGAACCGCAUCCUGGGUGACCCAGAAGCACUUAAAGACCUUCUGCACCAUCAUAUUUUAAACAAUGCCCAGUGUUCUGAAGCAAUUAUUGCUGGUUCUUCUAUGGAGACUUUGGAGGGCACAUCCCUUGAAGUUGGAUGCAGUGGUGAUGAACUCACUCUCAAUGGAAAAGCAAUGAUUUCUAAGAAGGAUAUACUGGCAACUAAUGGUGUGGUGCAUUUCAUUGAUGAAUUGCUAAUCCCAGAUGCAGCAAAAACCCUAACUGAACUUGGUAAAGAUUCUCCAGUUUCUACGGUUAUUGAACUCUUUGGACAAGCAGGGCUUAAUUCUUAUCUUGGUGGAAAUGAACGCGUGACUGUCAUUGCUCCACAAAAUAAUGUAUUUAAAGAUGGAUCCCCCAGCAUUAACAAAGAUACAAUAAACCUGCUUCAGAAUCACAUUAUCAAAGAACAGCUUUCUUCUAAAUAUCUUUAUCAUGGACAAGUGCUAGAGACAGCUGGUGGAAAGAAACUUAGAGUAUUUGUAUACCGAAAUGCACUUUGCAUUGAAAACAGUUGUAUUGAUGCACAUGACAAAAAGGGAAGAUAUGGUACUUUGUUUAUUGUGGAUAAAUUGCUUGCACCACCAACAGGAAACGUUAUGGAUGUUCUGAAAGCUGACAACCGCUUCAGUAUGCUGGUGGCUGCAAUCCAGUCUGCAGGACUUACUGAGACAUUAAACAGAGAAGGCGCCUUUACUGUGUUUGCUCCAACUGAUGAAGCAUUCCGUGCACUUCCACGAGCAGAAUUAAACAGGCUUUUAGGUAAUGCCAAAGAACUUUCCAACAUUUUGAAAUAUCAUAUUGUGGAUGAGAUCAUUGUCAGUGGAGCAGUUAGUCAACUUGUAAGAUUGAAGUCAUUACAGGGAGAAAGACUUGAAACCACCUCUAAAAAUGCCACACUAAAUGUCAACAAAGAACCUGUUUCUGAUGCAGAUAUAAUGGCAACAAAUGGUGUUAUUCAUGCUAUUAACACUGUGCUCCUACCACCAGGCAAAGCACCAGAAAGAGGAGAUUUAAUGUCAGAUUCUGGGCUUGAUAUCCUGAGGCAAGCAUCUGCAUAUUCCAAGAUUUCCCAAAGAAGAGCUCGAUUAGCUCCCAAUUCCAAGUUAAUUUCUAGACAGAGGCAAUAAUCACAACAACUUUGAGGUUUAAAGUGACUGCCACCAUUCGUGCCUUUUUAUUUUUUAUGAGAAGAGUAAUGCAUUGUCUUUGCAUAUUCACUGUUUUUCAUCUACAAAUGUAAAAAUACCCAACCAACUUGCGACCCUGUUUGUUAUUGACUUUGUCUUAGAUACAUGCUAAUCAUAAAAAAGCAUGCUUAGAUCUUAUCCAAAUGUUUGUUUGUUUUUAAAUAAGAGUCCAUGUGUUAUGAAAAUUUACAUUCAAGAAAAUAGUAAUGGCAUAAUGUGACAAUAGUUGACUUGAAUUUUUUGUUUUCUCCACAUUUUGCUUUUAAUGUUUUUAAUAAAAUAUUGAAUUAACAGUCUAUGUUAAGAAACUUGCAAUUUCAACAUUAUUGUGCCUUUUUGUUUUAAUAUACUCAGUUCAUUUUAAAGGUGGAAAAAAUCGUUCACUUAUAAAUAUAUAAUAUAAAGAUGCAAUUUUUUUUCCCUUUUAUUACAAAUAGUUGGAUUGUAGAGACAUAACAUUGUUCUAAUAGCAAAAUGUUCUGUUUAUAAUAUCAGAUGGCAUUGUUUUCAUGAAUUAAGAACAAGUUUAUCAUGAUCAAUAAAUUUGGCAAUUUCCUA
Bombina bombina (fire-bellied toad) is the source of this 2708-nucleotide messenger RNA. RefSeq names its product transforming growth factor beta induced (gene TGFBI). Gene Ontology annotation, molecular function: cell adhesion molecule binding. The transcript is spliced from 17 exons. The coding region runs from base 60 to 2090 and encodes 676 amino acids. Gene Ontology annotation, biological process: cell adhesion; extracellular matrix organization. NCBI's taxonomy places the organism in Eukaryota, Metazoa, Chordata, Amphibia, Anura, Bombinatoridae. Gene Ontology annotation, cellular component: extracellular matrix. The record is from RefSeq and is a predicted model, not a curated record.